Molecule: messenger RNA, 903 nt
Organism: Desarmillaria tabescens
Lineage: Eukaryota; Fungi; Basidiomycota; Agaricomycetes; Agaricales; Physalacriaceae
Exons: 2
Coding region: 1-903 (300 amino acids)
Source: RefSeq, a predicted model, not a curated record
AUGAGAUGCUGGUUAGGGGACGACGCGUACAACUAUGAAGAAAAGUACCCAGAGGAUCCUCCCUACGAAGAAACAGCACCGAAUGCGAGAGUUUGGAGAACGUACGAAGAUGAAAGAAAGAUACACGAUGCCAGCAUGGUCGAAGAGUCGCGAGACAAUGUCGACGUAUUGCUCGUUUUUGCAGGCCUUUUCUCGGCAGUCGUGACGACUUUUGUUUCGCAGACAUACCAGAAUUUGCAGGCGGACUACACUGCCAUGUCAGCGUCUCUACUUUUCGAAUUGGUCCUCGUUCAGCGUGCUAUCGCCAACGGUUCCUCGGUCGAUGCUAUUUCUUCUUCCCCACUAAACCCAAACACGGCCUUUGUUCCUGCUACUACGGACGUUUGGGUGAACGGGCUCUGGUUUGUCAGUUUGUUCCUCAGCCUCACAACAGCACUCGUCGCUGUACUUGUUAAACAGUGGCUUCACCACUACGUCAUCCUGCCGUCCGGGACCCCGCGCGACCGUAGUUUUACUCGCCAAUUCCGAUAUGCCGGCUUUCAGAAGUGGCAUGUCCAAAUCAUCAUAGGAUUACUCCCAGUCCUUAUGCAUCUCGCUCUCGCUAUAUUUCUCAUCGGCUUGGUCAUUUUCCUUCGUCCACUCCGGGAAGCUCUAUCGUGGAUCAUUGGUACAGCAACAGCCGUUGUCUAUGCGGCAUAUGUAGCAGCGACCAUCCUUCCUAUUCUCUUUCCUCAAUGCCCCUACCGCACACCUCUCUGUGAUCUUGUCUACGUUUCUUUUCGCCGUAUCGUCCCGCAAGUGACAUGGGAUAACAAAAAGGCAUUCCUUUUUGCGUGUAGACAAGGAAUGUUAGCAUGUUCCGUCAUCUUCCACACGCACAAGCAAGAAACCCACAGUCGCUGA